Knipowitschia caucasica is the source of this 567-nucleotide messenger RNA. Lineage: Eukaryota; Metazoa; Chordata; Actinopteri; Gobiiformes; Gobiidae. The record is from the annotation of a GenBank genome assembly.
AUGCUUCUUCAUAAACUUGUGUCAUUUCUGCUCAUCUUCACCAGCUUAGUUUACUCUGCUCCUCUGACGUGUGAACAGCUCACUCAACCUGCAGAACGAAUCGACCCACGAAAUCUAGAGGGGACAUGGGCCCUCAUAGGCGGCAGUAUCAGCUACCUGCCUUACCUGGAGAUAUUUGGGCAACGAGACAGUGCAUUGAUCCAUUUUCCCAGCCACGAGAGUGUGACAAACAUAUCCUACUCUCGUGGAUUACGCCUCGACGGCAAAUGCAUGUACAGUACUUCCAAUAUUACUCUGAAUGGAAGCCGCUUCACCUUUGAUGGGACUCCAGCGGAAAAUUCAAGCUGUGUUUUUGUGCGGACAUCUUGCUCCGACUGCCUGCCAAUGCUCUUCGAUGUGGACUCGGGACAGAGGACUCACUUCUACCUCUUCAGCCGGAGGAGAGGUCUGGAGCAGGACGAGAAGAACGAGUUCAUGGAGCAGGUGCGAUGUCUACAAAUGCCACCACCAGUCUUCAUGGAUCCCACCAAACAGCUCUGCCCCUGGCCUGAAGAAACACUAAACUAG